This is a messenger RNA of Blastocystis hominis, 723 nucleotides long. RefSeq lists its product as hypothetical. The transcript has 6 exons. Gene Ontology annotation, biological process: ubiquitin-dependent protein catabolic process. The coding region runs from base 1 to 723 and encodes 240 amino acids. The record is from RefSeq and is a predicted model, not a curated record. Gene Ontology annotation, cellular component: proteasome core complex; proteasome core complex, alpha-subunit complex. Lineage: Eukaryota; Bigyra; Opalinata; Blastocystidae.
AUGGAUCACUCUUAUUCAUUCUCUUUAACCACAUUCAGUUCUUCCGGAAAGCUUCUUCAAAUCGAGUAUGCACUUAACGCAGUCAAUAAGGGGAAAAUGUCCGUAGGCGUAACGGCUACGAACGGUGUAGUGAUUGCCACAGAAAGAAAGGUUCCUACCAUUCUUAUUGAAGAAUCUUCGAUCCAAAAGAUUCUUCCUCUUUCAGAAAAUAUUGGUGUAGUCUACUCUGGAAUGGGACCCGACUUCCGUAUUAUCGCUAAAAAGGCACAGAAGAAGGCUAGUACAUACUAUGCUACAUUUCACGAACAAAUACCCUGUACGAUUCUUGUUCAGGAAAUCGCAUCGAUCAUGCAAGAAUACACACAGUCCGGUGGUGUCCGUCCGUUCGGAAUCUCUCUGCUUGUAAUUGGAUACGACGAAGAUAAACCACGCCUCUACCAGGUGGAUCCCUCGGGCGCGUACUUCUCUUGGUAUGCCACCGCGAUUGGAAAGAACUACAUAAGCGGAAAAUCGUUUUUGGAGAAGCGAUGGAGCGAAGACAUGGAGCUGGAGGACGCUGUUCACACAGCGAUGUUAGCGUUGAAAGAGAACUUCGAAGGCGAGAUGAACGAGAACAAUAUCCAAGUGGCGUACGUGUCGGAAGAAACGGGUCGCAAAAUCCACAUUUUGACGCCCGAAGAGAUAAAGGAUUAUUUGGAGGAGAUGGAAUGGAGUGUUUGUUGA